Molecule: messenger RNA, 1592 nt
Organism: Aspergillus ruber CBS 135680
Lineage: Eukaryota; Fungi; Ascomycota; Eurotiomycetes; Eurotiales; Aspergillaceae
Product: wax synthase family protein
Exons: 3
Coding region: 19-1248 (409 amino acids)
Source: RefSeq, a predicted model, not a curated record
GCAACCAACAUCACCAAGAUGCUAAACUUACCCGCCCUGGCCUCUCUCCCUGACACACUCUCAUUUCUCGUUCCUCCGGAUGCAGAGCGAAAGCCUUGUCCACUAUGGUUCGAACCAGUGUUCAUCCUGAGCUGCACUGUUGUGUUUCUCCAAACUAGUCGGUUGGUCCGCGUAUCAUGGUACCUGGGCGUUGUGCUGCCGCUGGCUACGCAAAUGUUGCAGUAUAGCAAGGGCAACCGAAUCGACAACUAUGUCGCCGGUCUUAACAUCCCAAUGAUGGUCGUCCGUGUGCUUGACCUUGCACUCUGUCAUGAGCCGCAGCGGGAGUUCUGGAAGGGCCGUGGAAGUGCAUCGAAGGAGGAGAAUGAGGGCAAGAGCUGGCCUCAGGGUAUCCUUGCCAGGGUUCUAUGGGCGUUUAACUUGCUCGUUUCCCCGCGCGCUAUUGGGUGGAAUAUUCAGGCUAAAAAUGUGUCGACUGAUUCUUAUCAAGGCCGUGGGAAAUUUCAUUUCAUUCGCAAGCGUCUUAUCGACUCCAUAGUUGCCUUUCUAAUCCUUGACAGCAUCACCUACUUGCGGCGCACAGUCGCAGCGCCCAUAUUCCAAUCCCAAUCAUUCUGGGACAUCCCCCUACAGUACCAGAUACUCUGCAGCUGGCUGAGCGGCUAUCAGAUAUACAACCUGCUCACUAUGCAGUACAACCUAGCAGCAAUCGUAACGACAGUGCUCGGAAUCUGCGAACCAGCCGACUGGCCGCCGUUAUUCGGAAGCUUCCUCCCCAGUAACCUCUGGUCCAUUCGGCGCCUCUGGGGAAGUUCAUGGCACCAGAUGGUGCGGAGAAUGUGUAACUUCUCCGGCGGACUUGCCUGCGAUUUGACGCUUGCAAAAAGAGGAACUUUACGGCGCCGAUACACUGAUUUGUACGCGGCAUUUGGCUUCUCGGCUUUGAUCCAUAGUAUCGGAAGCCUUUUUCUCCGCAGUGAAGGACAUGCGUUCUAUCAGGGUGUGUUCUAUAUUAUGCAGCCGUUCAUGAUCACAUUGGAGGAUUUUGUGAUUUAUCUGGGAAAAUCCGUGGGGUUGCGGCAGAGUCGCUUUACUGAAUACUUUGGAUUUGCUUUCGUUGGUGUUUGGAUCUCCUUUUCCUUCCGUUACAUGGCUGCAGCAGAGAGCGCUUGUAAUUGGGACCUGGAAAUCCCGCUGCCUUUUAGUAUUGUUGCUCAGUUGCAUCAAUACUAUCUGGCGUUGAACUGAGAAAUUUGGUUCAGGAUUGGCGAUGCAUAGUUCUGUUGUGUUGCAAACGAGUUUAUUCAGUGUCGAUGUGAAGACGCUAGAACUGGGGGAAAUGGUGGGUUAGAUAGAUAGAUUGCUGUUGAUGGUGAAGAUAGGCGAGAAAAGAGAUACAGGAGUCUUGAAUACAUCGUGACAGUGGUAUCGAUGACGCCAUGGAUCUUUUUAUUUUCAGUUACUCGGCUUCUGGUCUCCCCUCUGAUGUCGUCCCUCCAAUAAAGGCUUCAUGUGUUCGUGCAAGACGGAGUUACAUGAAAUUUACCUCUGCGAAUCAAUACCUAAAUGAAUGAACUUGGACAGGUACCGGA